This is a messenger RNA of Globicephala melas (long-finned pilot whale), 2953 nucleotides long. RefSeq names its product casein kinase 1 epsilon (gene CSNK1E). Gene Ontology annotation, cellular component: cytoplasm; nucleus. Gene Ontology annotation, biological process: positive regulation of canonical Wnt signaling pathway; positive regulation of proteasomal ubiquitin-dependent protein catabolic process; peptidyl-serine phosphorylation. The record is from RefSeq and is a predicted model, not a curated record. Lineage: Eukaryota; Metazoa; Chordata; Mammalia; Artiodactyla; Delphinidae. Gene Ontology annotation, molecular function: protein serine/threonine kinase activity; ATP binding.
GGCGGCGGGGGCGGUCGGGCAGAAGGGCCGGGAGGAGGGAGGCGGCGUCGGCUGCGCUGAGAUCCCAGAGCCUGAGCCCGGCCGGGACGAGCGGAGCGGAGCGCGGCGGCAGCGGCGGUGGCGGCGGCUGGGCCAGGAGAGGCUGGCGCGCCCGGCGGCUCUGCGAAUCCUCCGGCAUCCGCCCAGGCGGGCCGCCCCCGCCCGCGGCAGCUCCCCGAGCAGCGGCCCGGCACCGGCGCCUUCCCGGCGGGCAAGAGUGAACCAUGGAGCUACGUGUGGGGAACAAGUACCGCCUGGGCCGGAAGAUUGGGAGCGGGUCCUUCGGAGAUAUCUACCUAGGUGCCAACAUCGCCUCUGGUGAAGAAGUUGCCAUCAAGCUCGAGUGUGUGAAAACGAAGCACCCCCAGCUGCACAUCGAGAGCAAGUUCUACAAGAUGAUGCAGGGGGGAGUGGGAAUCCCGUCCAUCAAGUGGUGCGGAGCCGAGGGAGACUACAACGUGAUGGUCAUGGAGCUGCUGGGGCCCAGCCUCGAGGACCUCUUCAACUUCUGCUCCCGCAAGUUCAGCCUCAAGACGGUGCUGCUCCUGGCCGACCAGAUGAUCAGCCGCAUUGAGUACAUCCACUCCAAGAACUUCAUACACCGGGACGUCAAGCCCGACAACUUCCUCAUGGGGCUGGGGAAGAAGGGCAACCUGGUGUACAUCAUUGACUUCGGCCUGGCCAAGAAGUACCGGGACGCCCGCACCCACCAGCACAUCCCCUACCGGGAAAACAAGAACCUGACUGGCACUGCCCGCUACGCCUCCAUCAACACCCACCUGGGCAUCGAGCAAAGCCGUCGAGAUGACCUGGAGAGUCUGGGCUACGUGCUCAUGUACUUCAACCUGGGCUCCCUGCCCUGGCAGGGCCUCAAAGCGGCCACCAAGCGCCAGAAGUACGAGCGGAUCAGCGAGAAGAAGAUGUCGACGCCCAUUGAGGUCCUCUGCAAAGGCUACCCCUCUGAGUUCUCAACAUACCUCAACUUCUGCCGUUCGCUGCGGUUCGACGACAAGCCCGACUACUCCUACCUGCGCCAGCUCUUCCGCAACCUCUUCCACCGUCAGGGCUUCUCCUAUGAUUAUGUCUUCGACUGGAACAUGCUCAAAUUCGGGGCUUCCUCGAGCCAGGCUCAGCCCCGUGACAGCGACGCUAUUGCACUGCCCAGGCCCCGCCCCUGUGCCUGUGCCGGGUCCAUGUACCCACCCACGUACUGGUGCCUGGCACCCCUGGGCACCCAGGACCCUCCAGAUAGGCCCAUGGAGGAGCUGCCCGCCCCACACUCCUGGCCUGUGGUCUGGACCUCAGGGCCCCAGUUCUGACAUCCCCAGGUGUGCCUGAGCCCACCGGGGCUAGGCCCAAGGAGACAUCCCUUGGCAUGGUGGGAGUACAGUGGAGAGGCAUGAUGGAGAAGGCCCUGCUGCAAGAUUCUUGGGGACAGAUCGGCUGCCUGAUGAACAGAGCCUGAAGGAGGGACGAUGUUCACUGCCCUGGAGGGGCCUGGUGGCAAUGGGCCCCAGGAGCAGCCUCAACCGGACCCUGUCGGUGGCCUCUGUAUCGAACCUGAACUCAUUAAACGCCGCUACCUGUACUGCGUUCCAUCGUGGCGUGCCUCUUGGUGGGUGCCCUCGGCCUGCCCCACCAGAUGCUCAGGACCGAGGCCUUGUUCUCCAGGACGCUGGGAUCGGCACUUGGUCUUGUGCCCCUCCUCCCUCUGGCUCUCAAACUGUGGCCUGGUACUGUUCCCUAAGGAGUGGGGCAGAGGUUGGGGGUCCCACAGGCCGAAGGGCCCCAGGGGUGAGAGAUGGGCAGUGGGGCACCUUUCACCCCAGACCUUCCGGCUGGGAGCACAGCUGAGGGCCCGGGGCCAGCUCUUCUUGCCCCAGGGCACUGCUCAGGGCACUGGGCACCCGCUCAUCCAUGUAGAAAGCCAUUCCUGAGCCUGGUUCUGGGCUGAGUUUGGCCCUUUUCUCGGUAUAGCUCCAGGAAUGGAUUUUGCAUCGUCCAGGCCUGUGCCCUCCAACGUGGUAGCCACUGGCUACGUGUGGCUAAUUUUUAAUUAAAAUUAAUUAAAGCUGAAAACGUACUUCCUCAGUUGCAUUUGGCACAUUUAAAGUCCUCAGGAGCCACAAGCGGCUGGCUAGCGGCUGCCAUGCCCAGCAAGGCGGAUGUGAACAUACCCAUCAUCACAGAAAGGUCUGUGGGACCUGCUACUCCAGAUGGCUCCUCACACAGCUGCUCGUGGGACCAUCCAGCCGACAAGAUCUCGCCUCAAACCAGGCCGGGAGCACGCUCUCCACCCAUUGCUGGCACGCUGACCCCUUCCUGGGAUUCCCUUAGAGACAGGCCCUGGACUCAGAAGCUGAGCAAAGGCGCCAACAGCCUUAUCCUGCCCCGAUCUCUGACUUGAGGGCCAUCAUACUGGAUAAUCGGGCACCUUUGACCCCAUCACCACUGGAGUGAGCUCAACCGCCUCCGCUGCCCCUGGCAGAAGUAUCUGCAGACACGUGAUGGAGACCUUCCACACUUUCACCUCGAGACCAAGCCCCUCCCACAUCACCCCUUCCCCGCUGCAAGAAACCUUCAUCAGCACCUACCAGCAGACUGGACACCAUGCUGGACGCCGUGGGCCGCAGACUCUUCCAUGGGAAGGAUCCUGCCCUUGACUGAGAACUUCCCUCCUUGGAGUGGCCGCCUCGUAUCGUUUGGCAUCAGGGCCCUGGAAUCCCCGGAUACCUGGAGCCUGGGAUGUUGCUCUCAGCACACAGAGCCACUGUGUUCCGAGGUCUAACUAGCUGGCCAGGGGGAAACUUGACACAGCCAAGGACAGGGGUCCAUACGACACUGGUGAAUGCUUGUGUGACUCUGAUGUUGACCUUUUUGUGUUUUCACAUGGGCAAAUAAAAAGCCGAGAGAC